AGCGUUGCACUACAUGAGUCGGGGGCUCCCGCAAGGCGAUAUAUAGGCUCCCACUCGAUUUGAGGCGGCUCAGUUCAAGGUUGUUGGUUGCAAGUGUUGCAUUCGAAGCUCAGACACGAGAUAGAGAGAUAGAGAUAGAGUGAGAGAGAGAGAGAGAGAGAGACAGAUCCUCUUCUCUUAUAACUAACACAAAGGAGGAAUUAAGAAUCUCGCCGAGAUGAAGCUGGAUAAAAGGUUACUUGGCGCGUGUCUGCCUCUUCUGCUGGCUACAGCCAGUGUCUAUGGUGGCCCAGUCAAGCGCCAGGCUGAUGGAGUACCUGCCAAUACCUCGUUAGCAGCAACGUUGCCAGAGAAUCCCCUGGAACUCGAUGAACUCCCUUACCAGCUAUCUGCAGCUAACUGCAGUGGUGCUUCAGUUGAGGAAAUGGCCAUCGGUUCGGAGGAGACCUGUGUCCACAUAGGCAACGUCGAAGGCUACGUGAAUCUGGUCAUGUCUAUGAUCCCUCUGCAGAUCUACUACGAAAACAACCAAGAGUUCACGGACAUCUUCAAAAACUACGAUUACGACUUGGGAGUGGCGCAAGAGCACGCUAAACUCUGGAGGAACGGAGACAGCAUCGUCUUUGGCAUACGUCAGACGUUCGAGCUAGCUAGGCAGUUUGAGCCUGAGUUCACUAGGAAGUAUAUCAUCAACCAAGAACGAGUAGA
Molecule: messenger RNA, 708 nt
Organism: Macrobrachium nipponense
Lineage: Eukaryota; Metazoa; Arthropoda; Malacostraca; Decapoda; Palaemonidae
Source: RefSeq, a predicted model, not a curated record